Messenger RNA from Aspergillus melleus, 4173 nucleotides. RefSeq names its product RNA dependent RNA polymerase. NCBI's taxonomy places the organism in Eukaryota, Fungi, Ascomycota, Eurotiomycetes, Eurotiales, Aspergillaceae. Gene Ontology annotation, biological process: siRNA processing. Gene Ontology annotation, cellular component: nuclear RNA-directed RNA polymerase complex. Gene Ontology annotation, molecular function: RNA-directed RNA polymerase activity. The record is from RefSeq and is a predicted model, not a curated record. The transcript is spliced from 5 exons. Bases 1 to 4173 code for a protein of 1390 amino acids.
AUGCCUCAACCACCUCACAAUCGUCAGAAUCCCCUCAAAUCGCCACCCCGACAACCGCGAAACUCACCUCAACAACUUCCACCGCAAAUACUAGCACCAUGGAGAUCUUGGGAUUCGGUCGCCGUCAACAUCUUCAAUGUUCCAAAAGAGGCGACAGCAUUCCGUAUAUGGCAAGCCUUCAACAAGGAAGGUAGUAUUUUCUCCAUCGAUCUCUUUGAAGACUCUCAUGGUAAACGUGGAACGAAAGGGAGGAUACGUUUCAAGCCUCCACCCCAGGUGGCCUUUUGGAGAACAGGAGAAUAUGCCAUUCGACUGCCCAAUGGAGAAUCGUGUACUAUCUCGGUCGCUCUCGACGUCAAUCAUUAUAAACCACAAAUUGCAAGUCCAGUCCGGCCUGAAGUCAACUAUCCGGCUGAGUUGAAAAUUCCAAUUUCUUCUAUGCAAGUUGGUGUUUUGCUUGACGACAAAACUUUCUUACCCCAGCGCACAGUCGGCCAAGGACCCAGCGAAACUGCUUACUUGGUACUUGAUCUGAAAGCCCGAGCCCUUUAUGUCCGCUUCCAGCUAGCCAUUUCGUUUUCAAGAUCAGCAACAAACCAAACCAAUGAUCCACAUCACGAGUAUCGCCUGAAGAUAGCAUUGGUGCAAUUGGCUGAAAUUCAUCAGGCUAUUGACCCAAAAUCCGAAGAAGUCUCCCACUUCACUGUAUUAGAUACGCCUCCUGUCUAUCACCGACGCAUCUCCAAUAUCGUCCACACCUUCAUAGAUGACAAUACAUGGAGGGAAUCUGAUAGUUGGUACCGGCAGACCUACAUUGUUCGCCGGCCGGAAGAGCUGUCCUCUCUUCCCAUCAGCUUGAGAAGAAGCAAUUCAGUGAUUGAUAUCGGGCGCUGGAAUGCCUUUUGGAUCACGUAUCCAAAAGAAGCCCAUCAGAAAGGUCAACUCGCUUUGUUACAGGAUAUCCUCACCGAUUACAAUGUGAAGAUUAGCACCACAGGCUCUUUCUCUCGUUGGGAUGAGAGCAGAGAACAAAUGCCCCAGGUUUGGAAAUGGAUCGACGUCCCAGAAUCUAAGGCCCCGAAACAUUCUCAGUCCUCUUUGGAAGAUCUGAUUGACCAGAACUAUGUCCAUUUAUCUUUCCCUGUCCGAUAUCAACUCGAGGUAUGCCUAUCAAAUGGGUAUCUUUCUGAAUACACCAUGAGCCGUGACUUUGUUGUCAAACUCUCGGAACUCGGGGAUGAUCGGGCUAGAAAGCUUUUGGAGCAUGUGGCAUCCAAAAACCAAGUUUACCGUGAUCCAAUGAAGAUAUUCGAUCUCAAGUUCAUCAAGGGAGUGACUGAUCUGAAAAUACCGCCUUACUGCUGUUACAUGCGCUCCGCCAGAAUCACACCUAGUACCAUUUACUACAACACUCCGACGGUUGACAUUUCGAAUCGAAUCAUAAGGCGCUAUAUGGAAUACGCCGAUCACUUCCUCCGAGUUCGUUUCACAGAUGAAAAGCUUCUCGGCCGAAUCAACUCAACUACCGACAACACUAUGGACGAAGUGUUCACCAGAAUCAAAAGAGCGUUGUCAAAAGGAAUCGUCAUCGGCAACACGCAUUAUGAGUUUCUUGCAUUUGGGAACUCACAAUUCCGGGAGCAUGGAGCCUACUUUUUUGCACCAACUUCUAAUCUCACCGCCGCUAAUAUCCGUGCAUGGAUGGGACAUUUCAACAACAUUCGAAACGUCGCCAAAUAUGCGGCGAGACUGGGCCAAUGCUUUUCUACAACACGUGCUAUUUCUUCUGGGUCUCAAGUAGACAUUCGCCCAAUAGAAGAUGUUGAACGCAACAGCUACAUAUUUUCAGAUGGUGUUGGUAGGAUCUCUCGUUUUCUCGCUCAGGUGGCGAUGUCAGAUCUUAAGAUUCACACGCCAACCGGUGACCCUCCAUCCGCUUUUCAGUUUCGCCUCGGAGGCUGCAAGGGAAUGCUCACGGUCUCCGAGGAAGCCCAAAACAGAGAGGUACACAUACGAAAAAGUCAGGACAAAUUCAAAGCUACACACAGCAAACUUGAGAUCAUUCGGUGGAGUCAAUACUCGAUCGCGACACUGAACAGACAGUUGAUCAUGGUGCUAUCAUCGCUCGGUAUACCGGAUCUUGUAUUCCAUAGUAAGCUGAAAACCAUGAUACAAGGCCUGGACGAAGCCUUGGAGAGUGAUGCGCGUGCCGUUUAUUGGCUGAAAAAGUACGUGGAUCCGAAUCAAAUGACGCUCAUCACCAGCCAAAUGGUUCUCGAUGGAUUUAGGCGAUCGAAAGAACCGUUCAUGACCUCAAUCCUGACCCUCUGGAGGGCGUGGCAUCUCAAGUACCUCAAAGAGAAAGCCAAGAUUGCGAUUGAUAACGGCGCUUCUUUGCUUGGAGUAAUGGACGAAACUGGGAUUCUCAGUGGUUACUUCGCUCAUAAGACACCCAGAGUCGAUGCUACUCGUGAAGAACGUUUGGCAGCUUUGCCUGAGAUAUUUCUCCAAAUAUCAAGCCCCGGAAAUGGCGGGAAAUAUGAAGUUAUUGAAGGCCUCUGCAUCCUGGCUCGCAACCCAUCUCUUCAUCCUGGGGAUAUUCGAGUCGUGAAAGCCGUCAACGUUCCACAGUUGAACCAUCUCCAUGAUGUCGUCGUCCUGCCUCAGACCGGGGAUCGAGAUGUAGCGAGCAUGUGCUCUGGUGGCGAUCUAGAUGGUGACGACUACCUUGUUAUGUGGGAUCAAGACCUGAUACCUGAGGACUGGUUUUGUGCCCCCAUGAAGUAUGCAAGCAACAGAGCCCAGGACCUUGAUAGGGACGUGACAGUAGACCAUAUCACGUCAUUCUUUGUUACUUACAUGAAGAAUGACUGUCUUCCAAGAAUUGCUCAUGCCCAUCUCGCUUGGGCAGACCGGCUCGAGGACGGCGUCAACGAGGAGAAGUGCAUUCGGCUUGCCCAACUCCAUUCGGAUGCAGUGGAUUAUAACAAAACAGGAAAUCCGGCCACUAUGAAACGCGAAUUGGAACCUCGCUUAUGGCCUCACUUCAUGGAAAAGAGACACAAACCAAAGGAAAAGAUCUACCGCUCCGGCAAGAUUCUUGGGCAGUUGUACGACGCCAUUGAGCGGAUUGAUUUUGUACCCAGUCUAGGAAUGCCCUUCGAUGAAAGAAUCCUCACCUGCCAGUUGGAUGUCAGCGACGACCUCUACGCGUUUGCUACGGAACUGAAGGCCGAGUAUGAUAGCGCCAUGCGGCGAAUCAUGGCACAGCAUGAUAUCAGAACUGAAUUUGAAGUCUGGUCUACAUUUGUCCUCAGUCAUUCCAAUAUGAGCAAGGAUUACAAAUUUCACGAGGAGAUCGGAGGCAUCUCAUCUUCACUCAGUGAAAUGUUCAGGAAACGAUGCUACGACAAGGUUGAAGGCCGAGAUUUUGAGAAAUUGGCUCCGCUCGCCGUGGCAAUGUAUCGAGUCACAAGUCAGGAAAUGAGUCUCGCAUUACAAAAGUAUCGCGACGAAACCCCUCAGCAUCCCGAAGAUAUUAUCACUUCGGUGCCCAAAAUUGAUCAACUGCCAAUCAUCAGCUUUCCAUGGAUUCUGCCGCAUGUUCUAGGAAAGAUCGCAACAGGACUCUAUGAGCUUCCAGUUGUUGAGCAGGCUGAUGUUUUUGGUUUAUUCAUGGACAGCCAAACCAUGGGUGCAUCAAUUGCAUCAACAGAAGUCCGUCCCAAGCAGGAACAUGUCAAUACCGACAUCCAGUCCUUAGAGGAGCUUCUCGAUUUCGGCUUUUCCGAUGCGCCGCGCAAAUCAUCGUCGUCACCGUUAUCAGACCUGCUAUCUCUUCCUAAUGAUUCUAUCGAGGACGAAUUCAGCCUCUUGGAUCUCAACAAUGACUCGGGAGGCACUAGCGGUGUCGAAAAGAAAGAGGACGAGAAGAUGAUCGAUUUGCUAGGAUCUGCGACAUGCUGCGAUAUUCCAACGGUCCACCAGACCGUGGAGAAUCUUGUCCGCAGAUCCGUGACCGAGGAACCAAUGGAAAAGGAGGUAAUGCUGAACCUGGAUGUACCGAAGGUGACAAGCAUGGAAGUUCCAGGUGGCUGCGUCGAACUCGUAGAGGAAGAAGAUGAUGUCGAGGCCAGUGCGCUCGAUAAGUUCAAUGAGAUACUGGGAGCCUGA